GGCGGGGGCGGUGCCGGUGCCGCGCCGGGGCGGGACGGAACGGGACGUGCUGGGCGCGGAGCUGAACCGGGCUGAGCUGGUGGGGUGUCCGGACGGCCCCGCCGGUGAUGCGCUCCCCGUGGGGGCUCCCGGUCCCGGCGCCGGCCCGCUGAGGCGCCGCGGGCCCCCGGGUUGCGUGUGAGGGGUGCGCGGUGCCGCCGCGGCCAUGCCGUGCACCUGCGGGAACUGGCGGCGGUGGAUUCGGCCGCUGGUGGUGCUGCUGUACAUCGUGGGGCUGCUGGUGGUGGUGCCGCUCUGCGUCUGGGAGCUGCAGAAGCUGGAGGUUGGCAUUCAUACCAAGGCAUGGUUUAUUGCUGGGAUCUUUCUCCUAAUGACUAUACCAAUAUCUCUCUGGGGAAUACUACAACACUUAGUCCAUUAUACUCAACCUGAAUUACAGAAACCAAUAAUAAGGAUUCUAUGGAUGGUGCCGAUUUACAGUUUAGACAGUUGGAUAGCUUUGAAGUACCCCAACAUUGCAAUAUAUGUGGAUACAUGUCGAGAAUGCUAUGAAGCUUAUGUCAUCUAUAAUUUUAUGGUUUUUCUUUCAAAUUAUCUAACCAACCGGUACCCAAACCUCGUAUUAAUAAUAGAAGCAAAAGAUCAGCAGAGACAUCUGCCACCUUUGUGUUGUUGUCCAUCAUGGGCUAUGGGAGAAGUUUUAUUAUUUAGAUGUAAACUGGGUGUCUUGCAGUACACUGUUGUCAGACCAUUUACAACCAUCAUUGCUUUGAUUUGUGAACUAGUGGGAGUGUAUGAUGAAGGGAACUUCAGCUUCAACAAUGCUUGGACUUACUUGGUUAUACUUAACAACAUGUCCCAGCUAUUUGCUAUGUAUUGUCUGGUGCUGUUUUAUAAAGUACUGCGUGAAGAACUGAACCCUAUCCAACCUGUUGGCAAGUUCCUUUGUGUGAAGAUGGUAGUUUUUGUUUCUUUCUGGCAAGCUGUGCUUAUUGCAUUGUUGGUGAAAGUUGGUGUUAUUUCUGAGAAAAGCACCUGGGAAUGGCGAAGUGUGGAAGCUGUGGCUACAGGACUACAGGAUUUUAUCAUUUGUGUUGAGAUGUUCUUAGCUGCAAUUGCACAUCACUACAGUUUUUCCUAUAAACCUUAUGUUCAAGAAGCUGAAGAAGGGUCAUGCUUUGACUCUUUUCUAGCCAUGUGGGAUAUUUCUGAUAUAAGGGCAGAUAUAUCUGAGCAGGUUCGAAAUGUUGGAAGAACGGUUUUGGGCCAGCCAAGAAAAAUGUUUUUUGCUGAUGAUCAUGAACAAAACGAGCAUACAAGUUUACUGUCUUCAUCAACUCAAGACCCAAUUUCUGAUGCUUCUUCAAUGCCAUCUUCACCCAUGGGUCACUAUCAGGGGUUUGGACACACCGUGACACCUCUCACAACACCAACAACAGCCCCUGCACUUGAUGAUAUUUAUAAUACUUCUGCUACUCAGGAUGCUGAGGAGUCACCUGAACUAGAGCACAAAUUAUCAGAGAAAGCUUUGGAUAAAAGCUAGACUCACCUGCUCUUUGAAUGUGUCAGCGAGUUUGUUGCAUACUUGCUACACAUAUUCUGUUAACAUGUACUGUUAGUGCUGAAAGUUGAAAAGCUUCUCUGGAGACAGGAAGAGGAUAUAGCUGGAACUGACAUCUGAAUCUGUGAUGUGUCUGUGAGUGCCCAUGAGCAGAAAACACGCACACUGUAAAGGUUUAUGCUUAAACUUCAGAAUUAACUCCUUAAACUGCUAAACACACAACGUGUCAAAGUUACGCUGACUUCUGCUAAUACAAAAGAAACAUUUGAAAAAUAUCCUGCUCUUCUAAAGAUGUGCAAUUCUACUAGCAAUGGGAAAACUUAAUUUCAAGAAUGUAAUUUAAGGAGGGCAAUAGCAAAAAGCAUUAGCUUUGGUGGCCCUCUUGAUGAUGGUAACUUCCAUACCCCAAUGCUGAAUGGACUGUGAACAGAACGGUAACUUCUGUACAGAUGCCAUCUUCUUCCCUUUUCUGCCUUGCUAAACAAAACCUCUUCAUGACUAUUACAGAGCAUCAGUAAAGAAUCUAUACGAAGAAAGCAUUCCCUACUGGCCUUGCUAUAAAAUUCCAUGCUCAGAACACACAGUUGGCAUGUCUGUUGUCCUUGUAGCUCAUAAUCUGUAAGUCUUUUUACGUUCAGAAGAGACAGCCAGGAUGAUAGGGUUUAGAUUAAUACCUUACACUUGACUACUCUUUUCCUGUCCUCUUAAUAAGAGUAAGGGUUAGUACCUUAAAAACCAUGGAGGGGAAGGGAAUAAAGGAUGUCAAAAAGGAAGUGGAAAACAAAACUAUUAUUUAUUUUGGGCUGCAAUAAAUUCUUUAACGUUUAAGUUUGGUUUUUUUUUUAAGCUGCUAAUGCAGGAUAUCUUGACAAUAAUGUGUGUAGUAAUUUAUAGUCAUAAAUUUGUGAGUAUGAUUAUUGUAUUAUGCUGCUAGUGUAGCCUGGAUUUAAAUGUAGUAGUUGAUUUAUCCCCACCACCACUGCAUAAAAGACCUUUGCUGAGACCUAAGUAAAACUAAGUAGCUAGUCUAAUACUUGAGUUACUAGCAUUAGAUUUCAGACCAAAAAGUUUACUUGUAUGAAAAAUGUGAUUUUGCAAAAACUAACAAAAUCAGAAGGGUGUUGGUUUUAUGCCAUUUCAUGUUUGCAAUCUGACAAAAAUAGAAGAAAAAAAAAAGCUGGAGGACUUACCUUGAAAGUGACAUCUGAAAUUCCUUUUUCAGCAUUGUCAGCAUUUACAGGAUAAAUGUUUAACUUCUGGCUGUCACAGUAAAUUCAUCUUAAGUGCUUUUUUUUGCAGUACUAGUGUGAUGUAAAUACUGCGCCUUACUCACUAGGCUGCACGUUUUAUAGUUGGUUAUGUACUUGCUGUAUCUGUAGUGGGAAAGUGCAUUGUAAUUUUUAAUUUGCCAGGUCAUAGCCAUUGUUGUAAAUAAGCAAUUAAAGAUUUUAUUUAAACUCUUCACUUUCUUUCAA
This is a messenger RNA of Calypte anna (Anna's hummingbird), 3036 nucleotides long. RefSeq names its product transmembrane protein 184C (gene TMEM184C). The coding region runs from base 206 to 1543 and encodes 445 amino acids. The transcript has 10 exons. Gene Ontology annotation, molecular function: transporter activity. The record is from RefSeq and is a predicted model, not a curated record. NCBI's taxonomy places the organism in Eukaryota, Metazoa, Chordata, Aves, Apodiformes, Trochilidae. Gene Ontology annotation, biological process: transport.